CGAACUGGUCUCUAAGGGGCCCCUUGUAAAAGCGUAAGCAAUAAAUAGGUUUGAAUUGAAACAUAAACGUUAACAAUUCAUCUCUUCCUCCUCAGAAACUUUUUUUGGCUGCUAAAUCGGAAUAAAUGAAAAACCCUAUUUUGGAUUAAACAUAAUCCAUGUAAUACUUCGCCCGGCUCAGAUGAUACACAUAAAAAUAAACCUGUAAUUUUGUUUCGUUGAAAGAUGGCUUGGCGAUUUCUGACCAAAAUCACUGUAAAACGGCGGGACAGAUACAUCACUAUUACGUUAUUUUGACAUUCCUCGCACGUUGCUGUCAAACCUCAUAUUUAUUCCAUCAAAAAUAACAUCUUGCGCAAUUAUCUUCUUCUAUGCCGAAAGCGGCGAUUAAAAAACAGAAACGUUUUCAUGCCUAACUAGUUUGAAUAUUAAAGGUCCGACGCGAAUCUUUCUAUUAACCGAAAACUUCCUUUAAAGUUACAAGUAACUAAUAAAAACACAAGAAGGACAGAAGUGGAACUGAUUCAUUCUUUAAUUCCAUACGCCUCAGGCUUGAAAUGAAAACUUGUUCACUGGCGUGUAUACAAAUUCGCCUUUUUCAAUAAAGUAUUGAUUGAUAAAAGGCGAUAAUGUUUUUGCAUAUCGAGCCGCGAAAAAAAAUUGCGAGUGAGAAAAAUUUAUGAAGGGGAAAUUAUAGAGAAAAACAAAAUAAUUCAUGCGAUUCUCUGCGUGAAAAACCCAAACUUGUAUCAUGUUGCGAGAAAUUCAAAUUAUCUCAACCACAUCGGCACGUAGAGCGUUUUACUAAUAACAUUUGCAAAGCUAAGUGCUCCUAAAUUUAAAUGAAGAAAAAGGAACAGGAAAAGGAAACAACGUUAAAGCUUCUUGUAAUUUUCAUGUUACCUGGAUGGUUUCUUUACUAAUGAGCAAGGCUAUUAAAUUCAAAAUAGGGCAAUAGAAUUGUCGAGUAUCUCCAUUAUAAUUGUUAUUAUUAUUGUAUUAAACUAGCGCAGCUCUCUACCUCUUCCAAAAGCCUCGGUAAAAUUAUAAAAUUUCAAUAUCUCUUAAAUAUAAAACUGUGGUUAACGAGUUAAGCUACUUUCAAAUAAAUCGCUUUAUAACUAAAUCGCCGAAUUAAAACCAACUCGAAACAGGUUGGAUUCCAUGGCAACUCAUGUCAUCGUCACAAAUGCGGGCCAUGCUGAAUUAAUUUGUGCCAAGAGUGUUUUUGAACCUCGCGCUGCUUGGCGCACACACCUCCAACGGUGACAAGCGUCCAGCAAGUUAUUGGCAGAAGACUUCGCUUUUAUAUUUCACAUCGGAGACUUAGUUCAAGCUUAAAUGUGCUCAGAGGGGCAAAACUAAUGACAACACGUUCAACGGAAUGGGCGUGGUUUGGGGUGGUUGACACAAGUUGGUAUCCACCAGGCGCUUUAGUUACCCUCUCCACACAUUCGUAAUUGCUUCAAAUUAGUUCUUAAGGAUGGCCAAUCACAGGACACUUAGUGCAACAAUGUGCAAGGCUUUCGGGUACAAACAUUAGACUUAAAAAAAACGAAGAUCGCUAGCAAAAUUACGCGCCAAACGAACCUAUUCAAAGUGAUUUUUGCGGCUGACAGAUAUGAUGAGUGAAGCGACGCGAUGAAAACGCAAAAUCUUCGAACGAUACUGUUAACGAUAUGCUGCGUAUCUUAUCUCUUGGUCGGCGCGGCAAUCUUCAGCGCCUUAGAAUACGAAGAAGACCAAGAGAUGCGAAAAAAUAUGACAAUUCUUCACAAAACACUGACAAAGAAGUACAACAUCAGCGACGAAGACAUCGGGAAAUGGCUCCAAUAUCUCGAUAGCAAAGCAAACAUAGACGCGGAUCUUUACCAAUGGAGUUUCGCCGGCUCGGUUUAUUUCGCCACCACCGUAAUAACAACUAUAGGUAAGGUAGGAUUCGGCGACUACGUUGCCUUACAAGACAGCCGAGAGACGCGCUUUGAUCAUACAUACGUGGGUAUCUCUCUUCUUUUUAUUUUCUUUGGACUGACAAUUGUAGGCUCCGUAAUGAAUCAGUUGGCAUUGAGGCUGUUAACGGCAAGUCAAACCAAAGAAACGACAGACCAACUUUUGGUGGAGGGACCGUGUUUAUGCGAAAAAUGCAGUCGCCGGGAAUCUAUCGACAUUUUUAAUCUCUAUCCGAGCGACUUAUCGACCACACUUCUAAAAAAUUACGAGGAAGAGAUUGCAUUUACAACGUACAAAGGCCUUCAUAGGAAGCGCGCCUCAAUUUAACUAAAGUCUUCGUGUGAUUCAUUCCACACAAGCGGUAACUUUAAAUUAAGCCGCUCGUUUUAUUAAUCAAACUGGUAAGAAAAACUUUCACGAAAUAGAAUAUUUUUCGACUAUGUAAAUUAUAGAACUCAUUUCUUAGUUUGGUCUACGAACACCGCUUGUUUUUUUAGUUAUCAGUAGCGUCGCGAGCGAGCCAAAAUAGGUAUGGGAGUUACUUUAUUGAUAAGCUCGCUCGUUCGGCGUCGGAAAGCCAUGCUAGAGCCGUUUGAGAGAUAAACGAGGAUGGACGCCAAAACAUUGAAAAUUUUAAUUGGCUGUGUAUUUUGUUGUUUGAAAUGCGUUUUUCACAAAAUAGCUUUCUCUUAGCCUAAAACGCUGGCUAAUAAUUUCAAAGGCUAUGGCUUGCAAAGAUAAGGUUCUGAACAAUUUUACAAAGUAAAAUUCAAUCAAACAAAAUGAUUCUGGUCGGUGAUAGCAAAAUCUACCACCUGUUACCGCGCCAUGAAAGUUUAAUUAAUCAUAUCAUUUGUAUGCAGACAGAUUUAUCAUAUGCCAAAAGAAAAAAUUUGUGUACAAGAACUCUAACAAAAACUUCACGGUAAAAAUAACGGCUUUUUAUGUUACCUCCGAUCAGCCUAGAUCGCGAUUAGGGGAGUUAAAGGGGUUUUAAAUACAAGUCAAAUUUGUCGAAAAACGCCCGAUAGUAACAAAAUCGAGAGUUCUUGAUGUGAAUAUUUUAUGACCGGGAUUUUUCGCAUGAAUCACUUCUCCGACGAACAGAAAGGGAAUUUUGUAUCAUUUUGUAUAAGAAAUGAAGUAUUUGCUGUUCCAAUUUCACUACCAAAAACGUGGACCACUCAACGUGAUUCUACAUUUGCUAGUGUAUAUAAAAUUACCCUCCAAUCGAUGUUUGUAAAAUAUAUUUUUUAUAGUACACCAGAAAAAUGCUAGAGUGUUUUCACACUGUAAUCGAGAUGCAAAUAUUUCGUCUACGGAUGCGUUUCUUAAAUACGAAUCUUCUAAAAUAAAUUGCACACAUGUAUUUAAAGCGAGCUUUAGAGCGGAAAAAAAGUGAAAUUAAAACUUUCUACGAAACAAAGGGUAUUGUAGAUUUUGUCUUAAAUUUUUUUUCGCUUUUUUGUUUUUUGUUAUGAUCCAUCGGAGGUGUAGAAAGCAUAAAUAGGCAGAGUUCCCGCUAUGCCAUUGAAAUCAUACGUGGCUAAAUCAGCCUGUUUUGAAAUUUAACAUCCUCUUUAAUUUAUUUGAAACUCCCAAAUCCAAACGAGACAUACGAAACGGUUACCACUUGUUUUAAACAACGGCAAAUUUCGAAUUCGUCGCGCACAGAACGCUAACAUACGGGAAAAUUAUGAAUACACACAAUUCCGUCAACAAAAACCCAACAGGACGCUGAAAGCAUUUUCUAAAAAUAUUUAGUACGACAUGAAAAAAAGACAGGUUUUUUUUUACCUUCAAAUUACAAGUAGUGUUUUCUUUUUACUUGUGAGAACGUCAGAGAUUUGUAAAUAAGAAAGAUGUACGUGAAUAUCGGCGUUUCAAACUCGAGAAUUUUUUUGUCCAUUGUAAACAGCUUUUCAAGACGGUCUACCGCCCUGAUGAAAAACGUUAAUUACACGCGUUUCUAAGCGUUCACCAUGUCGCUGUGGCAACUGACAUAAAAUGUGUUGCACAAGAGAAAGGAGAAAAAAAUAACUAAUUCUCACAGAGACGAAACAAUACGCUAUGGUUUUUCCUGUUUAGAUCUUCGAAAAUUUAAAGAUCGUUUCGUUAAGAAAUACGCUCAAAAGUUUGAUUUUAAGUGUAAAGCUAAUACGUUUCAAAAUUUUAUACGAAUUCAAUUCUAGAGAUGCGAACAUAAACAUUUUUCAAUGUUUGGCCUUAGCAAAGAAACAAAUGCAAUCAAUAGGUGUAUAUUUUCAUCGGAAAAUACGUUUAGAAAAAGGAGACAUGUUUUCGUAAAAUAUGGUCAAAUUAAACGUUGUUCAAAUUGUAUUUACUACGAAUUUUACUGCUUCAUGCUGACCGACAACUCUUAACUUUUCAUCUAAACGUCUUCCCAUUUUGUCGAUGUCUCAGAGCGCUUUAUUCUGAGCAAUGUUAUUUGCUAUUUUGCAACAUCAAUUAUUCAUCGUCCCAUUUGGAAGAACCCAUGUUUUUACGUAAGAGACAAACAAAGUACAUUUGAGAGACUACUUUCAUUUGUAAAUUUCACAUGUAACGCUCGCUCGUGUUCGUGAACUUUUGUUUUGCACGCAAAACUGAGGGAAUUCUUUAAAGUAACGCGUUUUGUAAAGCGAAUUUCAAAUACUGUGUACUAUAAUGAGAAAGGGUCGCAUGAGGAUAAUAAACACAACUAAAAUUAUCUUGA
Messenger RNA from Pocillopora damicornis (cauliflower coral), 4666 nucleotides. RefSeq names its product potassium channel subfamily K member 9. The record is from RefSeq and is a predicted model, not a curated record. Gene Ontology annotation, biological process: stabilization of membrane potential; potassium ion transmembrane transport. Gene Ontology annotation, cellular component: plasma membrane. Lineage: Eukaryota; Metazoa; Cnidaria; Anthozoa; Scleractinia; Pocilloporidae. Gene Ontology annotation, molecular function: outward rectifier potassium channel activity; potassium ion leak channel activity.